Messenger RNA from Notolabrus celidotus (New Zealand spotty), 1623 nucleotides. RefSeq names its product TSC22 domain family protein 4-like. Lineage: Eukaryota; Metazoa; Chordata; Actinopteri; Labriformes; Labridae. The record is from RefSeq and is a predicted model, not a curated record.
CCCCUGCGCAGGCUCCUCCCGGCCAGGCUUUCACGCGCACACGCAUUGCUCGCUCCCGGCUCGUGCACGCGCAGCUCCCGUAACCACAGGGACCAGGGAGAGACGGAUGAUCCGGAUCAGACCUCAGAGAGCCGAACCUGACGAUGACGAAGAGGAUGAAGGUGAAGAUGAAGAAGUUUGCUGGUUGCUGAUUGGCUGCUGUGUAGAGGCGCGCUCAGCUGUUGGAGGACUGACAGAAGAAGAAGAAGAAGAAGGAGAAGAAGGAGAAGGAGGAGAAGAAGAAGAAGUUUGUUUUAGCUCCAGAAUCAGGAGGAUAAACUUCCUGUUGCUCUCUGACAGACUGACAGGGUGAAAUCGUAGAAGAAGAAGUCGGCGGAGUUCCUGUUCAAACUUUUUUGAUCUGAAACUCCGCGCGCGCUCCCGCCGCCGUGAGGCUGACCCGCGCAUGCGCCCUCCACAGCUGUGUGAGUGUUUUUUUUCCUCCUGUGAAUAAUGGACCGAUUGUGUCACUGGGCCCGGCUGUGACGUCACAGGUGGGCGGGUAGGAGGCGCGCGACCGAGGAUUCAGGAUCGAGAUUUGUCGGGGACGCGCUUCAGCUGUGCGCGCGUGCACACAUUAUGGGGACACACCUGAAUCCACUCUGUGAGGACGUGUCUGUUUGGGGGACAGCAGCAGUGUGUCUGUAGUGUGUGUGUGUGUGUGUGUGUGCGUGUGUGUGUGUGAGGAUGAGCGGUGGCAAAAAGAGGAGUGGUUUCCAAAUCACCAGCGUGACCUCAGACUUCAACCAAACCCCAGCCGGCCAAUCAGCUCCCACCAUGGUCCUGAGCGUCCUCCAAUCAGCAGCGACCUCCUGCAGCAGUCCUCAGGGAAGCUCCUCCCAGCCCACCACGCCCUCUCUGAAAAGGAAAUACAUUUCCCAGGAUUCCUCGGGGCAGGCAGCGGGCUGUUCUUCCAGGUUCAGAGUGGUGAGGCUGGCGGUGGGAGGAGCUGGCGGCGGUGGGCGGGGCGAGCCUUUCCGCCGCGGGCGAUGGACAUGCACGGACUUCAUAGAGCGACAGGAAGGGGCGGGCUUUAAACGAGUGAUGGACACCAUGAGACACGCCCACUCGCUGGAGUCCCUGGAGCUGAUUGGUCGGGACAUGGACAGAGCCGAGGUUCACUCUCAGGAUACUUCCCAUCUGCUGGCACAGCCAAUCAGAGGCAGGGACCGGUUUGGACUUGUACUGCGUAGCGGGCCUCCGUCCCCGACACACCAAGAGCCAAUCAACGUCCGGCUCAUGGACUCAAAGGAACCAAUAGGAGUACAGAGUUCCACCCCCCCUCCUUCGCCCCGCCCACGGAAUCCUCCUCCUCUACGAUUGGAUGUGGACGCAGCUGGGCGGGUACUAACUAGACUGUCUCACUCUCAGCCCAGCUCCCCCCCCGCUGGAGUCUACCGUCCCACCCUGACCCCCACUGACCCAGCUGUGUUCAGUCUGGACCAGACCAUGUUCAACCUGCCGGGGGACGCCAGCUCCCGUAACCACAGGACCAGGAGAGACGAUGAUCCGAUCAGACCUCAGAGAGCCGAACCUGACGAUGACGAAGAGAUGAAGGUGAAGAUGAAGAAGUUUGCUGGUUGA